AUGGUAGAUAAGAACUCAGAUCAAAGUAUUAUGGAUAAAUCCAUGAGAUCCGUUUUCGUGGGGAACAUUCCAUAUGAAGCUACAGAGGAGAAAUUGAAGGAUAUAUUCUCAGAAGUAGGACCUGUUAUAUCUCUAAAGCUUGUUUUUGAUCGAGAAAGUGGAAAGCCGAAAGGUUAUGGAUUUUGUGAAUACAAAGAUCAGGAAACAGCACUGUCAGCUAUGAGAAAUCUCAAUGGAUAUGAAAUUGGUGGCAGAACAUUGAGGGUUGAUAAUGCUUGUACAGAAAAAUCGAGAAUGGAAAUGGCUGCAUUGCUAUCUGGUCCUCAAGUUGAAAAUCCUUAUGGUGAUCAUUGUAGUCCAGAAGAAGCACCAGAAAUCAUUAGCAAGACUAUUGCGUCACUUCCUCCAGAGCAAAUGUACGAGCUAAUGAAGCAAAUGAAGCAAUGCAUUCAAAAUAAUCCACAUGAAGCACGUCAAAUGCUCAUCCAGAAUCCUCAACUUGCUUAUGCUUUAUUACAAGCUCAAGUCGUUAUGAGAAUCAUUGAUCCAGCUACUGCUGUGACAUUCUUAUUCAAACCAAACAUCAUGCCGCCAGUCUUGACUACACAAUCGACAACACAAAGUGUUCAAGCAAUGAUGAAUACGACAUUAGCAGGCAUGGGACAGCCACCAUUAAGCAUGCAGCCAGCUAUUCCAGUACCGUUUUCACAAGAUAUCGAUUUGAGAGCUGAUCCUCGUCUUGGUCGACAACAACAAAUGCCACCAAGUUCGAUGGAUAUGGAUAUGCGAAUGAUGCCAAGUCAAAUGCAAAUUCCACCUGUUUUUGAUCAACGAUCGAUUCCACAACAAACACCACAGGCAUCAUCAAAUCCAAGACAAUUUCCAGCAGAUCCAAGACAACGAGGUUCUGAUCCAAGAGGAGAUCCUAGAGAUCCACGUGAUCCACGUCAAAAAGCUCAACAGCAAUCUCAAAGUUCACAGCUUGCUGCUCAAAUUCAUCGUGGGAUACAAAAUGAUGCAAGUGACCAAGAAAAAGCGGCGCUUAUUAUGCAAGUCUUGAAGCUGACUGACGAGCAAAUAGCAAUAUUGCCUGCUGAACAGCGUGCAAGCAUUUUAGCACUGAAAGAACAAAUUGCAAAAAGCGCCAAUUUGAAAUAA
Messenger RNA from Chironomus riparius, 1158 nucleotides. Lineage: Eukaryota; Metazoa; Arthropoda; Insecta; Diptera; Chironomidae. The record is from the annotation of a GenBank genome assembly.